UCAUUUUACGUUUUGUUUAUGUCCGGCUAUAAUUCGACCAGCAGAUGUGUUUCUUGUUAUUUAUACGCGAUGUUAAUAAUAAAGCUAUAAAUAAAGCGGUCUCUGGUCCAAAAUUUCGAAAAGUAUCGUUCCGUUAUUGCAAAAGUCGUGGCUUCGCUUUUCUCUCAAGUGUAUCGAAUUUCAGUGUUGAACUUAAUGGCAAACAUUUGUAUGUUUAUGUUUAAUGAUGAUGAGACCGUAAUGUCUUGUCCUGUUUACCCACCCAGAAAUGGCACCAUUGCGCAACGAGCUCGACCCAUAAAGCUGGAUCACAACAUGAUUGCCGUCACCCAUAGUGGAUUGCCUGAACCAUACGCGAGAAGUUGCCCAAAGAUAACAGGUGCUUAACCAAGACACAGACGUUUUUAAUUUAUUAAUUUAAGAGUGCGAGCUUCCUCGCGUUUGAUUGUGAUCUAGUUGUAAAACCCGUGAUAUUAUGCAUAAUUUAAACGUAAACUUGGCCUCGACGGCCGCCAGCGCCGCAGGAUUAAACAUCCUAGUGGAUAGUACGGCUACACCCCGUACUCCGGAGAUCCUGAAUUCGCUCAUAGCCAUGACAAAUCCGAUGGAUAAUUACUCGUUCGGAAACAACACGACGAAGACGUCGUCGAAGCCUCCCACGAAUCUGUCGAGCGAUUCCAAUAGUUCCAGCAGUAGUCAGAUGGAAUCGCCGACCACGAAUCCGCCCAGCGUCCAACAGACAUGCUCUCAACUUAUCAAAGCUGGACUCAAACUGUCGAUCGAGCAGAAACGAAAACUUCAAAGCGACGGCGAAGACCUCCUCGACCUCGAUAAGUGCAAACGAAUCAAAAAGAACGAAUGUAGUGAGUCCGAGGAGGAUAGAAACAAACAGGAUGGGAUGCAAAAUUGGACGUGGUACGAAAUUGAUGAUUAUUCAAAACUAACGCCCGAAGACGAAGAGCGCCGCCGCCGUCGCCGCGAGCGCAACAAAAUCGCGGCGACAAAAUGUCGCUUGAAGAAACGCGAGAAGACCGCGAACCUCGUCAACGAAUCUGAAACGCUAGAAACUCAGAAUAUCGACCUGAAAACGCAACUGCAAGAGCUCCAGAACCAGAAGCGCAGCUUGCUAGACAUGUUGAAUCACCAUAGGCCCCUUUGCCAGCAAAACAUCAACCCCGUGACUCGCGAGAGCAUUUAUCGACUACCUCCGGUCGGUUCCGUCAUCGACAGCCAUUCCUACAGCCGGCCAGCCUCUGUGGAUCCCAGCUUCAGGACGCAGAACAUGGAGGCGUUCAGCCGUCCCGCAAGCGUGGGAGUGCCCAGCGUCACGUACGCGCGCUCAAACGUGAACUUUAAAGCGCCGAGUAUCGUGAUCGAGGAGGUGACAGAGUACCAGCCUCAGCUGACCAACCUGGAUAACCCCCUUAACUCUUACCAUUACAACAGCCAGUGUCACAACUACUCCAACCAGAACUACACCACGUCCGGGAUGGAUAAUGGGUGUAUGGCAUAGCCCUUUUCGAAAGUUUUACUGUACUUUGUAGUGUGAAUAUUUUUUAUACUUAUGCAUAAGAACGGAUUCGAACCAGUUAUGUUUGGGACUCCGGAACAGACGCACACUCAUCUUCCACACCUCGUUAGGACUGGGUGGUGGUAUUAUUAGACAUCCGUCCGUUAUUUCGUGUCCUAUCAGAUUAAAAACGGGAAAUGAGGUUGGGUAGUUUAAGUACAUAGCUUCCAUUUUAUAGCCAAUUAGAAUUUUUGUACGUGUAGCGUGUGCAGGGUGGGGUGUCGAGCAUAACUGCGAAUUCUCUUGUUAUUGUUAAGUGUCACCUCAUUUGUUACCAGAUCUGAAGAAAAGCUACCAAUGUUAAGAGUUAUAUUAAUUGUUAAAAUAUUUUAAUGUUGGUUUACAAUUUCUUAGCAUUCCAGUGGAUAGAAAUAGUAUUUCUUACUUCAUAUUAUUUAUGUUAUUUUUGUAUAUUACUGCCAAAUUUUUACCUAUUUUUACUUUUAAUAUUAUUGUGUGUUGAAAAUAUUUAAUAUUGUUUUUAUUACAUAUUUUUCUAUUUUACUUUUUAGGUAUUUUAGUCGUAAACUGUGUCUUGUACCUUUUACUUCCAUUUACCUCUUUUAGAUUUAGAAGAGCAAGAGCAGCGCAUUUUGGCGCACUACACCUUUUAUUUAUGAAUGCGGUGCUUUUGCUGAUUUCAGAAAUAAUCUUGGACACGUAUUUUAGUUACUUAGGCAAUUUAUUUGCAUAAAUUUGCUUUAAGAACUUUGCUUUAAUCACACAUAACAUGCUUUGUAGUACAAGGUCGCCAAAUUUUGUACUACUUCAUCCUUUUUUGUAUUAUUUUUAAACAGUGCCUUAUUGUUACACUCAGAAACAAUAAAUUGGCAUGUGUUUUUUAUUUUAAAUUAAAAGACAACUUUUAAAAUUGUGAUAUUGAUGUUGCAUCAUCUAUAAAUUUAAGAACUAAAUUCUAAUUUUAGAAAAAAAAUCAAAAAUAAACAUGUGCCAUCACCAGCUUUUUCUACACACACUUCAAGUUUUUAUAAAACUUUUUAAACCGUUUUACAGCCUUGGUGAAUUCAUUUGUAUAAACGAUUUAAUGCCGAUUUGGUUGAUAUUAACUCUGAAAUACUGGUGCAGAACUAAUUACCUUUGCGUUACCUGUACUUCUAAUAAAACGGGUAAAUUAAUAAUAUUUUUGAAAUUGUGCCUUAAUCUGUGACUUGAAAACACAAAUAAAUUCAUGAUAUUACCCAUAA
Zophobas morio is the source of this 2775-nucleotide messenger RNA. RefSeq names its product activating transcription factor 3 (gene Atf3). The transcript is spliced from 4 exons. Gene Ontology annotation, molecular function: DNA-binding transcription factor activity, RNA polymerase II-specific; RNA polymerase II cis-regulatory region sequence-specific DNA binding. Gene Ontology annotation, cellular component: nucleus. The coding region runs from base 476 to 1513 and encodes 345 amino acids. The record is from RefSeq and is a predicted model, not a curated record. Gene Ontology annotation, biological process: regulation of transcription by RNA polymerase II. NCBI's taxonomy places the organism in Eukaryota, Metazoa, Arthropoda, Insecta, Coleoptera, Tenebrionidae.